AUGGCUCGAAGAUCUCUUGGUGCAAUGAGAAGAAAUUUCUUCUGGGGAUCACCUAAAGGCGGGUGGCCUUUAUUGCCAUAUAUGGUCCUUCCUGCAACAAAUCGAAUUCUUAAACUGGGUAGGAAGCCAUGGAAGCAGAACUUCGUUGCCGCAUCCUUUCAUCCUCGUACAGAGGCCACUCUAAUCUCUGCAUUUUUUCCAAUUUUCUCGGAUGUCCAUGAAGAAUACUAUGCUACUCUCUCCUCUGAAUGA
Messenger RNA from Dovyalis caffra, 252 nucleotides. The record is from the annotation of a GenBank genome assembly. NCBI's taxonomy places the organism in Eukaryota, Viridiplantae, Streptophyta, Magnoliopsida, Malpighiales, Salicaceae.